Molecule: messenger RNA, 4333 nt
Organism: Plectropomus leopardus (leopard coralgrouper)
Lineage: Eukaryota; Metazoa; Chordata; Actinopteri; Perciformes; Serranidae
Gene: cdc14b
Product: cell division cycle 14B
Biological process (GO): protein dephosphorylation
Source: RefSeq, a predicted model, not a curated record
CUCAUAGACGUCACCACCACCACCGGAGAGGCUGGAGCGGCCAACGACACCUCGGAUGACACAUACACAGCACACACGCAGCUCCAGAUCACCAGCAGCGCAGGAGCAAGACCAUGCCAUAAUAACACCACAGCAGCAAAACGGGGACACGCCGCCGCACUGCGAAGCGAAGGAGGUGUGUUGCAGCUGCUCAGGAAUGUCCACCGUGCAGCCCUGAAGACAACAUGAAACGCAAGAGCGAGAGGAGACGAGCUGAGUCGAAGAAAAAGCGCUGUGCAGCUCACAACAGCUCAGAGGCGGAGCCUAACUCUGAUAUUUACACUGAGAUAACAGAUCAACUGUAUUUCGCCAUACUGAAGCAAAAGAUCAAGAGCACAGCUGAGCGACACUGUUUCUGCAUAGAUGAAGAGCUGGCAUAUGAGAACUUCUAUGCGGACUUUGGUCCCCUUAACCUGGCCAUGUUUUAUCGCUUCUGCUGCAAGCUGACAAAGAAGCUCAAGUCCAUUACGCUCUCAAGGAAGAAGAUCAUAUUUUACACCUGUGGAGAUCAGAAGAAACAAGCCAACGCUGCCUACCUGAUCGGCUCAUAUGCAGUAAUGAAUCUAAACAUGACGCCAGAGGAGGCAUACAGUCUGCUGGUGUCAAGGAACUCAACAUAUAUUCCAUUCAGAGAUGCUUCGUUUGGAACCUGCAUGUACAAUUUGGACAUCCUCGACUGCCUUCGGGGUGUUCACAAGGCUCUGCAGUACGGCUGGCUCGACUUCUCCAACUUUGAUGUGGAAGAAUAUGAGCACUAUGAGAGGGCAGAAAACGGAGACUUAAACUGGAUUAUUCCAGGAAAGUUCCUUGCGUUCAGCGGGCCUCAUCCGAAAAGCAAAAUAGAGAAUGGGUACCCUUUGCACGCUCCUGAGGCCUACAUCCCAUACUUCAGAAAUCACAACAUCACCACUAUCAUCAGGCUCAACAAGAAGAUGUACGACGCCCGGCGUUUCACGGAGUCUGGCUUUGAGCACCACGAUCUGUUCUUUGUGGACGGGAGUACACCAAACGACUCCAUCGUCAGGAAGUUCCUAAACAUCUGCGAGAAUGCAGAAGGAGCCAUUGCGGUCCACUGCAAAGCUGGUCUUGGGAGGACAGGCACUCUGAUUGCCUGUUAUAUGAUGAAACAUUACUGCCUGAGCGCUGCAGAGGCCAUCGCCUGGAUACGGAUUUGCCGACCAGGGUCCAUCAUUGGACCUCAGCAGAACUUCAUUGAAGAGAAGCAGAACAGCCUGUGGGCAGAGGGGGAUGUUUUCCGGGAGAAGAUGCUAAAUGAACGAGAGAACGGAAAGAUGGCUGUAACCAGGAUCCUGUCUGGUGUGGAUGACAUAACAAUCAACGGGAGCAACAAGAACAGGACAACCAAGAAAGAAGAAAUGGACCUGUAUAAUGAUGAUGAGGAGAGAAAUGGCCUCACACAGGGCGACAAACUGCGAGCCCUGAAGAGCAAGAGGCAAGCCAGAUCGUCCUCGGGUUCACUAUCGCAGGUGGUAGUGUUCUGCUGCAGCCUCAUGGGCACGGUGUGGCCGAUGUGUUGCCUGCCGUUCAAAAGAUAGCUGAGAGAGGCAGAGAAAGAGUGGGGGAGAGGAAAAACAGAGAGAGGAUGUGAGGUUUUGUAUGAUGGAGGUAAGUGCACGUCACUUCCUUUUUUUAGCUGACAUCCUCUUCCUGUAGAGAUGGUUGCUAUGCCAGUGAAUGGUAUGGCUGAUUUUGAAGUUGUUUUUUUUUUCUUUCUUUCUUUUCUGUCUUUCUUUGGAUGGUGUGAAGUGGAUAUGCACUUGGUGGAUGCAUUACAUUUACACGCCUUUCAUUAUCUGCCCCUCAUAGACGCACUGAGCUGAUCUGCUUUGAUAUCGAGGCUUAUCUGAGAUAUCCUCUGAGUUACAGUAAAGCUCUCAAGUUGAGCCCGCUGUACUUGUUAGCAACAGCACCAAUUAUUCAACUAAUCACAGUUUUACGCAAGAUCUGGAUUAGUUGAAUUCAUGUUCUAGUGCUUGGCUUGCACUACUGACUUGGCACAUCUCAAGAAAAAAAGUAGCAAGGAAAAAUGGGUCCUCGUUCUGAUCUGCAGUAGGUACUUAUUGUUUGGUGAAGUAGCUAACUCCUGCUCAACUAUUUAAGCUGUAGGUAUUUUUGGAAUUUGCCAGCAGUGUUUUCAUGUUAGAAUGAUUUUUGCCUGAGGCGUUCUUUGAGUUUAAUUAUCUGCUUUAAAUAGCAUUGUUGGGCUGGUAAAUUCCUCCUGAUCGUCAUUCUAGCACAGAGGAUUAUAAAACAUCAUAUGUGAGCUUCUGAGGAGGCAGCAGGAUGAAAACGUGUUUUUGAUCCGUUCUCAGGAGGUAGUCGAGGCAGAAGGGAGAUUUUUUCGCACUUCAGGCCAUAUGCCUUAUCAGUGUAUGCGUUGCUACACAAACCUCUAACUUCCAGCUGAACUUCACCAUCUGGCUCCACUGUUUGUUUUAUUAUGUAAUACCGAAGUGCAUGUCGAAUUCCAGCGAUGAUUAGAACGACGAUUUUAUGAAAACGCUCUUUUCUGCCCUUUCAUGCAUGGCAACAGGCACGAAAACCCUUGGACAUGCACGCAUGGACAUGCCUCUGUGUUUGAUCUCUGUUUAUGUCUAACAUGUAAUUAAUGUUGGGCCGGGUUCAUUGUCGAUUGCCUGUUGUUUUUCCAUUGCUUUUGUGACUGGAUCAGUGUACACAUACCAUCUGAGCUUUGGAUACUCCUUCAGGUUUCUGUCUCUGCCAGCUUCUUUUUAAAUGGUCCGUUUUUGUGGAACAAAUUCGAUAAUGGAGACUUGAAUAUUUUACCAUUUCUAGACAUGCUGUUAGUAUUAGAGCUUGGCAGAUAUAUUGGCAAAGUAAUAGCUAUCAAAAUAUAUUUGGGCACAAAUUGCUGUCCCUAAGUGUUUUUUAUAGUCUGCAUUUUUAUUUUUAUGAACACAAAUGAAAAUUCCAAGUUUUAUUUACAAUAAAUUCUGGGUAGAAAAUCCUGUCGUCACGUACAUGACAUCAAAUGGUGCUGAACAAACUCGGCCUCAGUUAGUUUUCAGCCACCUAAAAAAAAGUCAAAGUAUAAGUGUAUGCUGUAGCUGAUUCCGAGGAGGAUUGAAGCCGUUAUAUCAAAUCCAUUAGAAACAGUAAUUUAACUUAGCAGAACACUGAGUUGCUGGUCUACCACAGCACUGAAUGGUUACUAAAGCGGUGCAAAUAUUAAAAUAUAGCAUACACUUACCGAUAUUUACUUAUUACAAGGCAAAAAUAUGUUUUGCUGUGACCUCAUCCACUGUAGUACAUUAACUUCCAUGCUGGUACAUUUAGUUUAUAGAUUAUAAUAAAGCAACGGUGGAAAUGAAAUAAUCACAGCAGAGAGGUCAGGUAGGUCAUACCAGUGUGUUUAACUAUUCAUCCUUAAACGUUACAGCUCUAGCUUAAAAUGUGAUUGCGCAUUUCUCCGCGGUUGUAAUCAACUGCAAGUUGUCUAUCUGAAAGUGAUUGUUAGUGUGAUGUCACAGUGAUUCGCUCUAUAGUGAACGGAUAGUCGAAUAUCCGUAAAGAACAGCCAAAUCACAUUAAACUGGCGUAACUCAGAGUCGGGUACAGCUCUUCAAUUGAUGUGUUUGUUCACCGCUGUUUCAAUCUCUGUUCAUGAUGCAGAGGUUUCCUACCCGUAAGUCAUUGCAAACAAACAUUGUGGUGUGGUCUAUAUACAGUAUUAACUUUAUUUGUUUGCUCUAAAAUAUUGUACUUGUUUUCAUUUGUUUUUUUUAUUGUGAUUUAUAUCUACUGUUAAUUUCAACUGUAAAAGAACCUGCUUGGUAAUAUAUAUCUGUCAUAACUGCAAAAUAACUAAGUUAUCAUAAUUGUCCAAAAUGUUUAAGUCUAAAUGUGUAAAACUUGAUUAUCACUCAGUGUAUUAUUAGCUUUUUACUCUGAAAUAUCGACAUCUUCCUUAAAAUGUCCACAUCGGUCAUUUUCCAAGUUUAAAGCAAAGUGCUAACACAUCAGAGCAAGUGAAGAACAAAAACUUGCUGACUGGCUCUGUUGGAUGCAAGGCUCUUUGAAAGGUAUUUCAUCUAAUCCAGUCCCAGUGGAAAAGCUGAACAUCAGAGGCUUUGUGUCCUGCCCGGACGUCUCUUGUCUCUCCUUCCUUUUUUUCCCCUUUUUUCCGUUUGCUCUUGUUGUUGGAUUUGUCCUCCUUUCAGAUGGCUGGUAGCCAUGCUGCUCUCCUCCCUGUGUAGCCUUGCCCUGUGGUGGAUUGUGUAUGGCUUCCCUUCUUCCAUCCUGCAUUUCUGUA